Cicer arietinum (chickpea) is the source of this 1114-nucleotide messenger RNA. RefSeq names its product pectinesterase inhibitor 7. Gene Ontology annotation, molecular function: enzyme inhibitor activity. Gene Ontology annotation, biological process: negative regulation of catalytic activity. The record is from RefSeq and is a predicted model, not a curated record. NCBI's taxonomy places the organism in Eukaryota, Viridiplantae, Streptophyta, Magnoliopsida, Fabales, Fabaceae.
UUCUCUGAAUCUCUCACAAUCCCAAAGGCAAUAAACACUCUCAUCAAAACAAACAGAAUUAUUAGAAAGCCGUUAACAAUGAGAACCCAUCAUCUCCUCCUAUUUACCAUCCUCUUUUUCGCAUCCACAUUCUCCUAUCUCCAUCCUGCAUCCGCCACCGGAGAACAACCUCCGACCACCGGCAACAACGGCGACACCGAAUUCAUCCGCUCUAGUUGCAAUACAACACUAUACCCUGACAUAUGCUACACUUCCCUCUCUCGCUACGCCAAUGCAGUUCAACAAAAUCCCGGCCAACUCGCUCGCGUCGCCAUAUCCGUUAGCCUCUCCAAAGUCCACCGCAUCGCUUCCUACAUCUCCAACCUCACGCACGAAGCCGAUUACGGCGCAUCCUCACGCGCUGUUCUCGCUCUCCACGACUGUUUCUCAAACCUCGACGACGCCGUCAGCGAAAUCCGCGGCUCGCUUAAACAGAUGCGUCAGUUAGGAGCCGCCGGCUCUGGAACCGACUCGUUCCUCUUUCAGAUGAGUAACGUACAGACGUGGAUGAGCGCGGCGCUUACUGAUGAAGAAACGUGUACGGACGGAUUUCAGGAUGUACCGGAAUGUCCGAUGAAAUCGGAUGUAUACAAUCGUGUCACCAGAGUGAAGAAGUUCACGAGUAAUGCUUUGGCACUCGUUAAUAGUUACGCUAACAAAGGACCUUUGAAUUUGAUUACUUUUUUUUUUCUUCCAAUCUCAGAAUGAAUAGUUCGAUUAAAGAAUAGUAGGUUUUAUUACUGUGUGAGGCAAAAUUGUUAUUAGUGAGUGUGUGUGUGAACAUGUAAAACGUGAAUCGCCAUUCCUCAAUGUAAAUUUUGGUUUUGCAUUUUUGAUUUGUUGUUAGCAAGAAACAAACAAAGGCAUGGGUGGGUUCACGGGACUUUAUGUGAUAGAAUGGAGGGUGUAGAUAUAAAAAAAAACUAGGCACAAUUGAAAAUUGUGUAUGUGAAAUAUAAUGUAUGUAUUGUGUGAGGGUAAAGACGUUUGAGUAAGUUUUUAAUUUGUUACGGUUAUUGGUGUUGGUGCUUUUAAGAAAUUAAGAUAAGGUGAAUAUUUUUAGGUUUGAGUGGAA